AUGGCGCACCUCGACAACUCGCAGACGGCGAACAACUCGUCCAACAAGCUACAGACGCUACAGUCCCUUCCCAAGUCGAAUGUCUUCACGUCAAACCUCCCCGCCGACGACGCGUUUCCCAGGCCGAAAGACUCGCACGAUGCGCCACGGCAGAUGCUUGGACCGCGCAUGGUCAAGGGAGCGCUGUACACAUAUGUUCGACCCGAUUCACAAGGUGAGCCCGAAUUACUAGCUGUCAGCCAGCGGGCGCUACAAGACAUUGGCCUAAAGCCAGAGGAGGCCGAGACUGAAGAGUUCAAGGAAGUCGUUGCCGGCAAGAAGAUCCUGACAUGGAACGAAUUCAAUCCAGAGGCAGGCAUAUAUCCCUGGGCGCAAUGCUACGGAGGCUACCAGUUCGGGCAAUGGGCAGGCCAACUCGGUGAUGGUCGUGCCAUCUCCCUAUUCGAGUCUACAAACCCAGCAACAGGCACACGCUACGAGAUCCAACUGAAGGGUGCUGGACGAACACCAUACUCGCGUUUCGCCGAUGGUCGAGCAGUUCUUCGCUCUUCCAUCCGUGAAUUUGUUGUCUCAGAAUACCUCAAUGCCAUCAACAUCCCAAGUACGCGAGCGCUGGCGCUCACCUUGAACAACGGGAGCAAAGUAAUGCGCGAACGAACCGAGCCAGGUGCCAUCGUCACCCGUUUCGCACAAAGCUGGAUCCGCUUCGGCACAUUUGACCUCCAGCGCAUUCGCGGCGACCGAAAAACCCUCCGCAUACUCGCAGACUACACAGCGGAGCACGUCUACGGCGGCUGGGAUAAACUCCCGUCCAAGCUUCCCGCCGGCGACGCAAAGGACGUCCACAACCAGACAUCCUCAGGUAUAUCAAGAGACACCGUCGAGGGCGAAGGCGCCGGAGAGGAGAACCGCUACGUCCGUCUCUACCGCGCAAUCAUCCGCCGCAACGCCGAGACAGUCGCAAAAUGGCAAGCCUACGGCUUCAUGAACGGUGUGCUAAACACAGAUAAUACUUCCAUCCUCGGGCUAAGCAUCGAUUUCGGCCCCUUUGCCUUUUUGGAUACCUUCGAUCCGACGUACACACCCAACCACGACGAUCACAUGCUGAGGUAUAGUUACCGCAAUCAACCCACAAUCAUCUGGUGGAACCUUGUCCGUCUUGGCGAGGCAUUGGGCGAGCUCAUGGGCGCGGGUAGCAAAGUAGACGAGGCGCAGUUUGUGGAGAAGGGUGUUACGGAAGAAGAAGCAGAUGGCAUCGUCAAGUGUGCGGAGAGUGCUAUCGAUCGCGCAGGCGAAGAGUACAAGGCCGUUUUCCUGGCAGAGUACAGACGGCUCAUGACGCUCCGUCUUGGACUCAAGACACAAAAGGACAGCGACUUUGAGGAACUGAUGUCUGAGCUGCUGGACUCGCUCGAGAUGUUUGAGUUGGACUUUCAUCAUGCCUUCCGGAGGUUGGGUGCUGUUGGGUUGUCAGACGUUGAGACUGAAGAUCAGAGGAAAGAUGUUGCGGGACGGUUCUUCAAGAAAGACAGUGCACCGAGGCAGGAAAGCGAUGGACGUGAGCGUCUCGGCAAGUGGCUGGAGAAGUGGGCUGCGAGGGUCAAGGAAGAUUGGGGUGAGGGUAAGGAUGAUGAGAGGAAGGCAGCUAUGGAUGCGGUCAAUCCCAACUUCAUCCCCCGUUCCUGGAUCCUAGACGAACUUAUCGAGCGUGUAGAGAAACAGGGUGAACGCGAAAUCCUACCUCAAAUCAUGAAGCUCGCCUUGAACCCGUUCCAAGAAACCUGGGAGUGGAAUGCAGAUGAGGAAGAGAGGUUCUGUGGCGACGUGCCGAAGCACAAGGGUAUGAUGCAGUGUAGCUGUAGUUCUUAA
Alternaria arborescens is the source of this 1869-nucleotide messenger RNA. RefSeq lists its product as hypothetical. NCBI's taxonomy places the organism in Eukaryota, Fungi, Ascomycota, Dothideomycetes, Pleosporales, Pleosporaceae. Bases 1 to 1869 code for a protein of 622 amino acids. The record is from RefSeq and is a predicted model, not a curated record. The transcript has 2 exons.